Melanotaenia boesemani (Boeseman's rainbowfish) is the source of this 1720-nucleotide messenger RNA. RefSeq names its product zinc finger protein aebp2-like. Gene Ontology annotation, biological process: regulation of transcription by RNA polymerase II. Bases 83 to 1489 code for a protein of 468 amino acids. The transcript is spliced from 9 exons. Gene Ontology annotation, cellular component: ESC/E(Z) complex. The record is from RefSeq and is a predicted model, not a curated record. Lineage: Eukaryota; Metazoa; Chordata; Actinopteri; Atheriniformes; Melanotaeniidae.
CGCCCUCCCCCUGCAGUGAAGCUUUUGACCGUGGCAUUAAAUUUUAAUACCGAAAGUGUCUCCUCUUACGUUUGUCGUGGAAAUGGCCGGUGGGGCUGCUGAGGAAAUUCCUGCACUUAGUGUCGGGAGCGAUGUUCCGCCCGAAGAGAAAACGGAAGGCGAGGGUGAGAAAAAAGAAAAUGGCCUUAUUGAGCCGGAAACAGAGAAACCAGGCAGCAGCAUAGAGCUGAAAAUGGAAGAGGUGGACGCUGAGGUCGGUGAAGAGAAGCUCGCGACAGUGGCAGACAAGGCCGCGAAGGAGGUUGUAACGGACGACGUUGGUACGGCGGUGAACGAGGAUGCAACCACCGCUCCUGAAGAAGCAGAGCGAAGUCCAGAGUCUCAGCAAAGCCCUGGAGAUGGCAACAACGAACAUGUCAGCGAUAACACAAUUAAAGACGCUAAAGAGGAACCUGGAGACGAUAGCCGGUGUUCAGGAACGGACAGCGAGAAGAGCGCAACUGUUGGUGAAGACGGAGAGAAACCCAGCGCUGGAGGCGGGGAACUGGAUGACAAGAGGCGGCAGAGCGUGGAGGUCUCAUCCUCGGAUGGUGAACCGCUGAGUCGUAUGGACUCUGAAGACAGUAUCAGCAGUACCCUGAUGGAGAUGGAGAGUGUUGUGUCCAGCGGGCGCUCCACCCCUGCGAUGAUGAACGGUCAGAGUAGUGCCAGAUCUUCUGGUACCAAGACAAUGGCUUACCCCUGCUGCUGGGACCUUUGUCCACAAUACUUUAACUCUAGUCCUGAUCUGGCAGAGCAUAUCAGGGGAAUUCAUGUGGACGGACAGAGAGGAGGGGUGUUUGUAUGUCUCUGGAAGGGCUGUAAGGUGUAUAAUACACCAUCAACCAGUCAGAGUUGGCUCCAGAGACACAUGCUGACCCACAGUGGAGAUAAACCCUUCAAGUGUGUUGUUGGUGGCUGCAACGCCAGCUUUGCUUCCCAAGGAGGCCUAGCUCGCCAUGUCCCCAGUCAUUUCAGCCAGCAAGGCUCCUCUAAAAUGUCCAGCCAGGCCAAACUCAAGGAGGAGUCACCCUCCAAAGCUGGAAUUAACAAGAGGAAGAAACUCAAGAACAAACGCAGGUGCUCCCUACGUAUGUACCAAAAAGCAAAGCCACACGACUUCUUUGAUGUCCAAACCAUGGAUGCUAUUCGCCACAGGGCCAUUUGUCUCAACCUCGCCACCCACAUUGAAAGUGGGGGUAAUGGCCACAGUGUUGUCUUUCACAGUACGGUUCUUGCCAGAAGGAAAGAGGGAUCUGGCAAGGUGAAGGUACUCUUACACUGGACACCUGAAGAAAUACUACCUGAUGUUUGGGUGAAUGAAAGUGAGCGAUCUCAACUAAAGACUAAAGUGGUACACUUAUCCCAGUUACCACAGGACACAGCUAUGUUAUUAGACCCAAACAUCUACCGAGCACUUCCUCAAAAGCGGAUGAAGCAAAGCCUGUGAGAAGUCAUCUGUAAACUCGACACUUAAGGGAACAGUUCUCAUUUAUAGGAGGUUUAUCUUUAAGGCAUGAGGCCUUCUCCAUCUGUCUCCGCUGAACAAGGGGAGUGAGGUGGUUGUUAAAAGGAAGUGCAGCUGCUUAUUAGUAGUUCUUCCUUUUUUACGCUGUUAGUUGUCAUGAGUUAAAAAUUAUUCAUUACAAACUAAAAUGAAUGUGUGUCGUUUCUUUUUUUU